AUGAGGAAGCGGCUUCGGCGCGCGCGCGGCAGAGCGCGACGACCUCUGGUCGCCGCCGCCACGGUACCCUCACGCGCGGAUCUUCGCUCUGCUUUCUUCCCCAUCCUCCACCACAUGGGCGACAAGCGCCGCAUCGCCAUCGCCGCCGCAUUGUUCCGGAGACCGGCCAAGGAGCCAAAGCAAGGAGGAGGCGAUGACAAGGAGGCGUAUGGCGAGGUGGACCGCAUCGUCUCCAAAUACCGCACCGUCGCAGCAGCGGUGUUCGCGGAGGACGGCUUCGCCACCGCCAUUGUCGCCACGGAGUACCUGGUGGAGUGGAAGGACGGACACGAGCCGUCGUGGGUGCCCGCGGAGGCCAUAGCGGCGGACGUCGUGGCCGAGUACGAGACGUUGUGGUGGACAACGACCAAGAAGGCGGACACGGAGGCACUGGCGGCGCUGCUCGUGGACGAGACGCUGCGGCGGGACCCGACGCGGAGGACGCACAGGGACUAA
Molecule: messenger RNA, 495 nt
Organism: Miscanthus lutarioriparius
Lineage: Eukaryota; Viridiplantae; Streptophyta; Magnoliopsida; Poales; Poaceae
Source: the annotation of a GenBank genome assembly